Molecule: messenger RNA, 630 nt
Organism: Protomyces lactucae-debilis
Lineage: Eukaryota; Fungi; Ascomycota; Taphrinomycetes; Taphrinales; Protomycetaceae
Exons: 1
Coding region: 158-334 (58 amino acids)
Source: RefSeq, a predicted model, not a curated record
UUCUAAAGGAAACUUAAGCAUGUCGGUUCACGCGGUGGUCUUGCUUGCCGUCUUGCUAAGACACUGGCGUGUAAUGAAUCUAAUGAUACUAAGAGAUUCUAGGAUGUAGACAGUAGACUGGAGCGAGCUACACUGACAGAGACGUGAAAGUCGAGAGAUGUGCAUUGGAAAAGCCGAACAUCCCGAUAUGAGUUGUGUCUCAGAUGAGUUGCUGCGUUGUGGUCAUUUUGCGAAUGCACGGCUUUGUCGAGACUCGCACAUUCGUCGCUCAAGUGGUGUUGAAUGGUUGAAAAGUAUGGAUCCUUGGAGUCAAUGUCGCUUGUUGGGACAGUAACGUAUCUGGAGAUGUUUCACGAGCAGAUGCAUAGCAGGCUUAGCAGCAUACAGCGAGCAUAAGAAGCUGCCUGUCACUAGCAAGCACAUCCCUGUCAAGAGAUCGGCGACCGGCACAGGGCAAUAGCAGCGCCCUCGAACGGCCAUGGUCGAGUCAGUGAUGACGGCUGCCAGUUGGCCUGGCAAUAUAGCCUGCCCAGGUGUGUUUGAAAUGUCUCAGGUUCAAACAAAGUCCUACGCGUUGCGAGCUGAAAUAAGAUGGAUGUCUCAGAUGACGCAGGCCGUCAAUCUUCAACA